UACUGCUCACACUCAUCUAUUACUGGGGUAACACUUUACAAUAAGGUUCAUUAGUUAAACAUUAGUUAAUGUAUUAACUAACAUGAACUAACCAUGAGCAAUACAUUUGUUACUGUAUUUACUAAUCUUCGUUAACAUUAGUUAAUGAAAAUACAGUUGUUCAUUGUUUGUUCAUGUUACUUCACAGUGCAUUAACUAAUGUUAACAAGAUUUUAAUAAUGUAUUAUUAAACGUUGAAAUUAACAUUAACGAAGAUUAAUAAAUGCUUUAUAAGUGCAGUUCAUUAUUAGUUCAUGUUAACUAAUGUAGUUAACUGAUGUUAACUAAUGAACCUUAUUGUAAAGUUUUACCUUUCUGGGUAUGCCAUAUAUGGUACGGUUUGAACUCUGAGUACUAUGAUUGGAUGCCCAGGACAUCCUGGAUGUUAUUGCAUUAGCUUUGAGGCUUCAGAUAGUCUACCUAAAAAUUAAUCUAACAGAUCUGGCGGCUCGCCUGGGAUAUUCCCAAGAAACAUUGGACAGAAAUAUAUACUUUCUUACAAAAAUGUUUUCAGGGAUCCUCCUCAGUCUCUCACUGAGCUUAUGGUUCUGUGACGCUAAAUCAAUGGGAGCCAUGCAUGUAGAAACAGAAGCUUUUUGUAUUAAAAGCAGUGAUACCAACAGCAACCAUGAGCUUGGAAAACUUCUGGAUAGAAUUAAAUAUGUUGCUCGAAGCUGCAAAGAAAUUCUUGACAAAUAUCAUGUUUAUGAGGAUGGCCUGUACUAUCUGAUCUCACCAAGAGGGGUCCUUUACCAGACGUUUUGUGAUAUGACCACUGCGGGCGGCGGCUGGACGCUGGUGGCUAGCGUUCAUGAAAACAACAUGUAUGGAAAGUGUACUGUUGGUGAUCGCUGGUCUAGUGAGCAGGGCAGCAACGCAAACCGGCCUGAUGGUGAAGGAACAUGGGCAAACAGAGUCACAUUUGGAACUGCAGAGGCCGCAACAAGUGAUGAUUAUAAGAAUCCUGGAUACUUUGAAAUUGCGGCACAGGAUGUGUCUGUGUGGCAUGUUCCUAAUAAUAUGGCGUUGGAAAACUGGAGCACUGCCUCCAUCCUGAGAUACCACACUGAAAAUCGCUUUUUAACUCUACACGGAGGAAACCUUCUCAAUUUAUUCAAGAAAUUCCCUGUGAGGUUUGGAAUUGGGACUUGCAACACUGAUAAUGGACCUACUAUUCCAAUAGUGUAUGAUACUGGAAAUGUGGAUUCUACCAAAAAACUGUAUGGACCUAAUUCAAGAGAAAUAUUUGAGCCUGGAUUCAUCACAUUCAGAGUCUUCAAUACUGAAAAGGCAGCCAUGGCAAUUUGUUCGGGCGUUAAACCAACUGGUUGUCACACUGAACAUUUCUGUAUUGGUGGAGGUGGACACUUUCCUGAGGGGGUCCCUAAACAGUGCGGGGACUUUACGAGUUUCGACUGGGAUGGCUAUGGUACUAAUACAGGAUGGAGUGCUUCCAAAGAGAUAACUGAAGCAGCUGUACUUCUUUUUUAUCGCUGACAAACUAAAAUUACUUGCUUCUUUUCCUUCAGUCAGAGAUAUACCCCAUUAAUUAAUAAUCUGAAUGCUACACAAUAAUUUGCUCAGAUGUAUUUCUUUACAAUAUAUCUUUUAUAUUGGUCUAUAAUCAAAAUGUGUAUGGUGUUUGUAAAUGAUAAAAAAAAAAAAAAAAAAA
Molecule: messenger RNA, 1711 nt
Organism: Ctenopharyngodon idella (grass carp)
Lineage: Eukaryota; Metazoa; Chordata; Actinopteri; Cypriniformes; Xenocyprididae
Product: intelectin-like
Exons: 7
Coding region: 544-1536 (330 amino acids)
Molecular function (GO): oligosaccharide binding
Source: RefSeq, a predicted model, not a curated record